GUUUGGUCCGUUGCCAGCGAUCUCCCUCCUCCCCGUGUCUCCGUGCUGCUCUCCCAGCCUCGCGCUUGCGCCAAAGUCCGUGUCGCUUGAGGGUAACUUAUUUGCUGUACUUUCGUUAAUACAGUCACUAAGCAUACAGGGAAAACGUGGUUUGGUCCCAGCUGUCCCUCUGAGGGUGCACCAUGCUGCCGGGAGGGUGCCAGUUCCCCCAGCCCCUGCGGAUGGGUGUCAGGAGGCACCUCCCUCAUUUUCAUUUGCAUUUUAUCUCCCGGGAGUCUUGAAACCCUACCUUGUCUGUGCAUCUCCCAGCGUAGUGUUUCUCAGGGUGGGAGUCUCGGGUGGCUGUGUCCCGUCCAUGGGAGGAGUUGCAGCCGGCUGUGCCGACGCUGCUGCCGGCGGGGAGCCGUGGCUCCCGGCAGCCGCCGAGGGUCAGCCCUCCUGGGAGCUCCGCGAGGUAAGGCAGGCGGCAGCCCGCAGCGAGCUUCCCCGCCCUCUCCUCUUUCCGACCGUAUUUGGGUUUUCUUCUUUUCUUUUUUUUCUUUUUUUUCCUUUUUGUUAAUGCGCGUGUAUGCGCGUGGAUCCUGCCUCACUGUGUGUGGUGGAGCGCGCUCUGCCUCCGGUGUCUGCUGACAGACCCUUGCUGGAUUCCUACUCUUUGUUAGCUGGUUAACAAGAAGAAACAAGAACCAUUUGGGACAGAAGCCUGCUUACAUAAACGCAGGAGAAGGGUGUGACUCUCAAAGAUCACACGCUUUUUACACCGAGCUAAAGCCAGCCUGCUGACUACAAGAAAAUAUGCUGAGGUUCUCAAACACGAGUGCCGCAUCGCCUUCACAAAAGGCGGCGAUCCCACCGAGGUGUGCGCCAGUGGGACUCGGCCAGAUCCGGCGCGUCCGUCUCCACUGCUGACAGGCAAGUGCACUGACAACAUCAUCUCAUCUCGGAGAAUCACUGCCUUUGUGUUUCAGGGCUCUUCGCCUCGGCUGCCCUGGGCUGUGAGGGACAGGACCGGUAGGGCUCGGAGGUGUUUCUGGACACGUCGUUGGUCGCGUGCAUGCAGUGCCCAGAGCUCAAGGCUUGGAGUUGGAACAUGAGCCUUCAGCUGAGCUCUGCUGUGACUUCCCCUGCUGACUGCAGGGGGGUUGGACUAGAUGACCUUUAAAGGUCCCUUCCAUUCACCCAACGCAACACAUUCUAUGAUUCUAUGCGAGUGACCUGGCACCGGUCACAGAAUGCCUUGUCACUCUUCGCCCGCCUCCUCGUGUACAUUUACUGUGCUUAUGUGCGUAUUUCAUCAGGCUAUUGCAAAGCCUGUAGAAGAUUGAAUUCAUUCUGUCAAAGUCCUACAGUUACACACCCCUCGUGUUACUGAGGCUCCAGCAGUAGGAGAAGGAGAGGGAAGGCACCAAUUUGUCUAUUUUUAUUUUUUGUCAGGAGCCUUUGCAAUGGAUGAGGGAACAGACUCUCUCAUGACUGUGCAUCUUCUCGCCAAUUCGGGACACUCAUUGCUUCUGCAGCAAACUCUGGAUCGGCUUUUGGAGUGGAUCUGCCUGGACAUUCGCCUUUUCCUGGUGUCUGAGCGACUUACUCCAUUGAAAUACUAUGAGAGAUAUCGUAAGAGAAGCUGCUGCUUCCCUGGAAUAUCUGUUCUCCUUUUUUUACACGAGGACUUGGGAGAAGAACGGAUUUUCCAGGUCCAUGAGCAAUUCCAGCGUCCGCCCUGGCGCUACCAGUGUGCCCAGAUUGUCAAUGGCCAAAGCCACCCCUAUGCCCCAGCUCACCAGGACUUCUAUGGCCUGGAGGACCAGCUGCCUGUGUGGGGCAUCAGGCGGGUACACUGUGGCCCCGAAAUCCUGCGCGUCACCCUCUACUGCGGUUUCGAUAACUACGAGGACGCGGUGAGACUCUAUGAGAUGAUCCUGCAGAAAGAAGCGACUCUGCAGAAGAGCAACUUCUGCGUCUUUGUGCUGUACGCGACCCAAAGCGUUGCCGUGCAGCUCUGCUUGAAGCAGCUGCCCAUCGGGGUGGCUGCUGAGCCGAGGGGGUCGUCGGCCCUGCAGUUCAAGGUGCAAGAAAUCGGGCAGCUGGUGCCUCUCCUGCCCAACCCCUGUUUUCCCAUCAGUAGCACCAGGUGGCAAACGCAAGACUACGAAGGAAAUACAAUUCUGCUUCAGGUUCAAGACAGCUCCAAGCCCCAUGAAACAAAUGUUGGGCUUUCCCAUCAGCAUAAUGAUGCAGACAAUGAAAAAAUCCUGCAGGACUCUGUCCCGAUCCCUUUCCCUGUAAAGCGGGAUAAUUCUGGGUGGAGAAACCAGGACGUCAGAGCCACGAAAGCUAAACCAAAAUCUGAGCAAAGCAAAGCCCAUACUCCUGAGGAAGCCAGUGGUGACCUCCACAGGCACUUCUGCCCUUCUCACAGUGGUCCAUCACCCCGGUGGUGGUGGGAUGCCGCCUCCCUCCGCAGGCAGGCGAGCAGCAAGCUGCAGGCUUCUCUGCGGGAGAGCCGCCUUCGUCGGCAGGCAGCGGAGACCAACGUCGACACCGGGCUUGCCGUGGCGAAUCCUGCAAGCGGCCUCUGCCCCCUGAACCGCUUCUCCAGGGACCUGCGGAGCAGCCUCCUCCAGCUGCGAGCACCUGCGGACGUGGCCGGCAGCGCCGCGUCCUCCCGGGACAGGACCCCGAUCCCGCUCGCUGCCCCCCAAAGGAGCAAAGGAGCGGGACGAAGAGCUUCAGGCUGCCAGGAGCAAACGCUGCGGGCCAGCCCCACAGGCAGAGCCCAGGAGGAGGAGGAGUUGGAGUUCUUUAUAUGACUGAAAACAAACAUGCCGGUUGGACUCAUCACUUCCAAACGACAGCGGAGCGCUUUUGGGUGUAUUGUGCCUCUUCGUAUUGUGGCCACUGAUGCUUACGCUUUUCACGGAGUGAUGCUAAAGGAGGCUGAGGGCAAAGCAGGAAAAAUUAACCCUGUAUUUACAGAAAGUUGUUUGUUUGUUUGUUUGUUUUUUAGUGCAGAAUAGAUUGGAGGAUUCUUGUGCAAUGAAUGGGGAUAAGCCAUAUGACUCCUAGGGCUGUUUUAAGAUGUUAAAAAUAAUAGCCAGUGACAUGCUCAGGUGGGGUCAGAAAGCAGCAGGAUGUCCCCAGCUGCUGGGACUUGUCAUCCCUCACUGGGAUGUAUCGGCACAAGGCAGUGGCACGGUCACAGGGGUAAUGCCGAUUUUCCUCUGGGUUCCUUCUCGCUCCCCCUGUUGUUGGUACUUAAAAGCUGUCCGUGUUGUCAGUCUUAUGCAAGAUGUGACAUGUGAGAAUACUCUUUUAAACUACUUUUAAAAAAAAAAGUUUCUAGAGAGACUUUUUCCCCAAAUUAGCACAGUACAUGCGAAAAGCAAACACUUGGGGAGAGUAGUUUGAGCUGUUUAUGCUCCGGUGAGCCCUGCUGUUGCUUAUUUGUGUGACACUUGACAAAACAAACCCAGCAACAGGCCAGGCUUUGUUAGACCAGCGUGCAGCUAUCAGCAGGCAAUCCUAAUUGGGCUUGAAUUAUCCAGAAGACAAGAGAAGUUGAUAGUCUUGGAGGGAAAUGCUGGAUGCUGGAGAGUAAAAAGGACAGGAGAAACGAAGUAAUGUUUCAGCAACAGAUGAUGGAAUAGCUCCUGUCUUGAUCAGCAGCUUUCUUUUCUCAAGUAGGAUGAAGUGAAUCUCAAAGGGAAUGAGAUGGGAAGGGCAUGACAGAGGAAUGAGAUUAUUAGAAGGAAAGCCAAGUCUGAUCGUACGUACCUUCCAAACAGCAGAAGCAAAGAGGUAUUUUCUCCGUAAAUAUAUCUGAACUCUGCUGUACACAAAAGUGUGGAUUUGUUUGGAGAGUGCCUUCUCAUUGCCACCUCUUCACGUAACUCGUUUGACAGGCGAUGGAGAGGCAGAGGGUGAUGGGCAGCAGCAGGGCCUUCCUGUGGGGGGGUUCUGCACAAUUUUAUGGGUGUUCAGCGCUUGUAGGUGUGCCAGCUGAACACAGCCCACCCUGCACAGCCACAGCCGCCUUACCCGGGAACGUCCAACGCCACCCCUCAGCUGCUGGUGGGCUCGGCAGCCCAGUGGGGCUGGAGAGCGGUGCCACUGCUGGAUGGCGGCUCGAGCUUCGGGAAGUUGGUCUGAGGAGCUUCAGGUGGGAAUAGGGCAGUCCCUGCUCUGUGGUCUCACAGCUGGUGUUGCCCUGGAAGUGAUGCUCAUGUACCCUCCGAUUCAGGGACCGAAACCUGCAGAAAGCUGAACAGGAUGCUUAUUUCACUGGACAAUUACAACCCCCCCGCCAUGUUUUCAUAAGCUCCAUGAAAUUUUGGACUUUUUAAUAAAUCGUACUGUGGUAUUUUACGGCAAUGAGGGUGAUUACUUCAUCUUACCCAGCAUGCUAGAAAUGGCACCAGUGCUUUUCAGAGCUGGAGAAAAUGUUUGCUCACCAAGGAGAGCAGCGAAGAGGGGAGCCUGCGGGUGGGUUAGCUCUCCGGGCUCGCCGCCGGGUGUGCGAGGGCGGGCUGCGAGGAUGUGGAUCAGUGGGCAUGGACCAAGGGUCAUCAACACAGGGCUAAGACGGAAGUGGGAUUCCUGGGACAAACAACUUCAAAGAGAGAUUUCAUGCCCUUCUGUCUCCUCUUAUGCCAAGUCACACUUCAGCAUGACUCUGUUUAGCGGCCUCCGUUUUACCUGAGAGAAGGAGCGUAGAAGAGUGAUAAGAUCUCAGCGGCACAACCUCAGCAACAACAAUUGAAUUUAGACCGUCAUCUUUCCAAAGCCUCUGCUGUCAACAGCAGCCAGGGGUUCCUCAUCGCCGGCUGGAAAUUCUCCCUGGGUGAGCUGCCUGCAGCGAUGCGCUCCAUGGGGAUCGCGCUCAAGUGGUGAAGCUGGAAUGGGCCAUCCGUGAAGGCAAAGAGUGGAGAGCGAGUGAUGGAAACAUUAAAUGAGAUACAGUCACGCCUUUGAAACCCUCAUCUGGGUUACAUAGAAGGUCAAAUGUUUGUACGAGGUAAACAAAUAUUGUUUCUCUUAGCCCCCAUUUUCAGAGGGUGUCAUGGUCAUGGGAUAUGCAGCAAUUUACUCCAAAGGUCUUGGUUUGACCCAAGAGCUGUAAAUAUCCAGCUGCAACAACAGGGAUCUAGGUGGGUAAAGGCAAUGUCGAGAGAACCUUUGGUGGCGAUGCCUAGUUUAAUUGGGGUUUGCUAUCGGUUACUUUAUUGCCUAAAUCAGCCAGGCCCCAGUGAGCUUUUGUCAGCGUGACUUCUCUCGGCAAGAAUUGUGUCUUCUGCUGUAUGUUUGUAAAGUUCCUCAUUUAACAGGGCUCUGACUUGCUGGCGAUAUUGCUGUGUGACGGGUGAAUAUUGACAUUUUAUUGUCUAGUGCUGAACAGGCAUAAACUUGCUA
Chroicocephalus ridibundus (black-headed gull) is the source of this 5409-nucleotide messenger RNA. It is a transcript of the gene FAM124B, whose product is annotated as family with sequence similarity 124 member B. The transcript has 4 exons. Gene Ontology annotation, cellular component: nucleoplasm. The record is from RefSeq and is a predicted model, not a curated record. Bases 1446 to 2810 code for a protein of 454 amino acids. NCBI's taxonomy places the organism in Eukaryota, Metazoa, Chordata, Aves, Charadriiformes, Laridae.